UGAGCCUGAGCCGCACCGGAGCACCGCACCGCCCCGCAGCACCGGAGCCGAGGAGGAGGAGGAGAGCAGAGGAGGGGCCCAGCAUCACUCAACAGUUUGCCCGCUCUGCUCUGGAGCACGUCCGCCCGCCGGAGCAGCUUCACCUGCGGACACCAGCGCCGGGCUGCGGCUCACAAGAUUUGCUUUCCUCCGCACUGACCUCAUCAUGCUCUGACCGUACUCAAGAAUCCACUUCCAGUCUGACUUGUGCGUGUGGCGGCGUGGGCGGUCCCUUAUAGCUCCGGAGCCUAGACCAGAGCACCAUGGGAGGAGUGGCGCUGGACGACGGGGGCCCGGCGGUCAAGGCCCCGGACGGAGGUUGGGGCUGGGCGGUGCUGCUGGGCUGCUUCGUCAUCACGGGCUUCUCCUACGCCUUCCCCAAAGCCGUCAGCGUCUUCUUCAAGGAGCUGAUCCGCGAGUUCGGCGUGGGCUACAGCGACACGGCCUGGGUCUCCUCCAUCCUGCUGGCCAUGCUCUACGGCACAGGCCCCCUCUGCAGCGUCCUGGUGAACCGCUUCGGCUGCCGGCCCGUCAUGAUGGUGGGCGGCCUCUUCGCCUCGCUGGGCAUGGUCCUGGCAUCGUUCGCCACCAGCAUCAUCCACAUCUACCUGUGCACCGGGGUCAUCACAGGUCUGGGUCUGGCCCUGAACUUCCAGCCGUCUCUGAUCAUGCUGAAUCGUUACUUUAGUGAGAAGCGUCCCCUGGCUAACGGCCUGUCUGCGGCGGGCAGCCCUGUGGCCCUGUGCUGCCUCUCUCCUCUGGGGCAGGUGCUGCAGUACAAGUACGGCUGGAGGGGGGGCUUCCUCAUCCUCGGGGGGCUCCUGCUAAACUGCUGUGUGUGUGCGGCCGUCAUGAGGCCCCUGGUGGCCCCCAAGAGCCAGCAGAGGGACACGGAGGUCCCUGGAGAAGGGGACGGGGCCGACAAGAAGAAGAAGCCCAAAGCCAAGCUGCUGGACUUCUCCGUGUUCAAAGACUGUGGCUUUCUCAUCUACACCGUGGCUGCCUCCAUCAUGGUGCUGGGGCUGUUCGUGCCUCCGGUCUUUGUGGUGAGCUACGCUAAAGAGCUGGGCUACGAGGACACCAAGUCCGCCCUGCUGCUCACCAUCCUGGGCUUCAUCGACAUCUUUGCGCGGCCCACCUGCGGAGUGAUCGCCGGGCUCAAGUGGGUGCGGCCGCGCUGUGUCUACCUCUUCAGCUUCGCCAUGCUCUUCAACGGGGUCACUGACCUCAUUGGCUCACAGGCGUCGGACUACACGACCCUGGUGUUCUUCUGUAUCUUCUUCGGGAUCUCGUACGGGAUGGUGGGCGCGCUGCAGUUCGAGGUGCUCAUGGCCAUCGUGGGCACAGAGAAGUUCUCCAGCGCCAUCGGCCUGGUGCUGCUCAUGGAGGCCAUCGCCGUGCUGAUCGGGCCCCCUGGUGCAGGUCGCCUCCUGGACCACACCAAGAAGUACAUGUACGUGUUUCUGCUGGCGGGCAGCGAGGUGUGCCUGUCCGCCAUCGUCCUCUUCACCUGCAACUUACUCUGCAUCAAAACCAAAGCGCCGGCGGAGGAGGAGGAGCGGGACCACGAGGGGAGCCCCGAGAGCGUGGCCAUGACCGCCGACCACAAGGCGGUGGGCGGCGCGGCGGAGCAGGCUCACGGGGACCAGGAGGGGGACAGGAUGCUGCAGGGGACGGGAGCCAGGCCCGACAGCGCCGCCGUGGACUCGCAGGAGGUGGAGAGGUUCCUCAAAGAGCCCGAGAAUAACGGAGGCCUGUCCCCCAGCCCCGAGACCUGCCUGUAGAGGAGACGCACACUCAUGGGUUAAAGCUGCACCGCGUAACUUUUCUUUUAGAAGGUUCUCGACCUGUUUGUCUCCAUGCAGAUGCUGUAAUCUCGUUAUCAUGUCAUUUUUGGACCUUUUAAGACAAUUCCAAACGAGUCCACCGUGUUUUUAAAGGUAUUAACACACUUGUAACCGAACACAUUUCAAGAUAGAUAAGUUUAAAACCGUACUGCGGAACUUUCCAAAGUACUAACAUCAUGGAGACAAGCAGGCGGCGACCCCUCCGUCAGAAAAGUGACGUAGUGCAGUUUUAAUAGGAGCUGGUGGCGUAGAGACAGGGCUGCACACCGUCGCCGUACAUGUUCCUCCGUCGUCUCGUAAGAGCUCAAAACGCUUCGGGCCACAGCUCUGUGUCAUUAGGUGGUGAUAUAAGAACUGCCCUCGCACGGUUAUAUACACCUUUAACAGCUAGAGCUACUGCUAUUAGCCUUAUUUAAACCGCUUCACUUACACUUAGCGCCGCAGUGGGCAGUGGCUUUGACCAUUUUCAAAUACUCCUCACGAGCAGCAGCAGUAGACAGAGUAAUGCUUCUAACACUCGCCGCGAAACCACAGCCGCACAUCACCGCGAGGACGGCCACUCCGCAGAUCUAGCACGUGCACCGGCUCUGUGUUUGUGAAUUAGAACGACCGUCAGACUCGAGCGGGCGCGUUUAGUCACUUGUAACAGGUCUACGGUGAAACGAAAGGAUGAAAUAGACUUGUAUUUACUGUCUACACUAACGCCAGCAUGACAAAAGUACUUUUCAAAGCACAAACGAACAGGCUCAGGGUGCACUCACUUUAGACUUUAGAAUCAUGCCCAAGCGCGGGUCGCCCCUAAAGCGCGGAACAUUUAUCCAGUGUGAGCGCAAUCGAGCAGGCAAUUGAGACUUUGGUCCGGUUGGAGUUGGCUGAUUAGGGAUGGGCAUUUGAAUAAUUUUUUUAAUCGAUCGUCGGGAGAAUUAACGAUCGAUCAUCAUUAUUAUUACUAUCUGCACUACUAAUCUGCAUAAAUAAACUCAACUUUACGACAUAUAAACCGUAAACACUCUAGAGCCACAUCAGCUCGUUUGACAUUAUAAUGUGUUUAAUGCAGAUUUGCGCAACUCUCACAGAAACGAAACUUAAAACCGCAUCGCUAAUUUGCAUAAACUAAGCGAAGAAAAAAAACUGCUGUUGUGCGCUGAUGCGGCAUGACUCAGUGAAAUACAGGUUAGUGUGGCCAUAUUUGCGUUUGUCAAAAUCAGGACACCGUACGGGGGGCGGGAGGUGGGGACUCGUUGAGCGACUCUCACCUGGCAAAGCUUUUUCAUGUUUUCGGCGUCCUGGUGAGCUUUGUCCCACUGGACACCGAAACAUAUGUGCCUGAUUUGUACACUGUGCACAUGGACUCACACUUGUCCCGACCGCAACGGAAAGAGUGAAUUUUCUCGUACAAGUCAUCGUUAAAUAUGCAGUUGCGCUUCGGCACGUUGCAGACUGACCGACUGUUUGUGUCUCGCUCCUUCUGAGUGCAGAGAGACACAUGUACAGACCCCUGUUUGGUCACCCUACGCUACGCACAGCAACCUACAUUCGGUUUGUCGAUUAAAAUGAACGUAUUCGAUGAAAUUCUUAAUGAUCAAUUAGUAGUCAUGCCCAUCCCUAGCGCUGAUGUUACUCAUGCGAUAAAAACAGUGAAUAAAGUCCAUUCUACAGGACACAGUGAAUCCGUGCUCACCUUCAUUAAGGACUGUGACGGAGACAGACGUUUUGCAGCUUCAUCUCCUCCUAUCCUCACUCCUUCACACUAUUUUUAAUCUCCAUAAACUCACAGAGGAGCGCGUAUCACAGCGGGACUCAUAUCUGCCACACUAUUUAAUACAUAUUUCUGCCGCUGGACUUAUUUUCUCCGUUAAAGCGUUAGCUCUGCUGCGUGACAUGUAAACAUUUCGGUUAAAUGGAUCGGUUGUGCAGGUGUGAGCGCAGAACAUAGAACCAUACGCAAUCGUACUUGACCACGGCACUGUUCUAAAGUCCUAGUGUGAGUGCGCCCUAACAUAAAUAAUACAUAAUUGUAAUAGAAAAUACGCUGAAAUUGCACAAAAAAACAACAAAUGCAUGCUCUCUAUGUAUUUUCAAGCGUCGUCCAGUGUUUAAAAAUAGGCUGGAUUAUCAUGGUACUAUUACUCCAUACACACGCCUAGAGGACAGUGUGGCCCUCUCUUUUAAUGCAGUUUAUAUCCCCAAAAUGUGCAUUAUUACACGUGUGUGAGGUGAAACACGUGUGCAGUGUGUCCUAGUCCUUAGGGGCACUUUACCCGAUUUUUACUGUCCUAAAAACUUGAACAGAAGCCGUUCUUUUUAAACAGGUUUCAGUGGUCCAAAGUUUUUCCUCUCACUUACCUUAUGCGUUCAGAGCGUCCUAAUUAUUCACCAAGAUGAGUUUAUCAGGACUUUUUGGGAUCAUUUUUAGAGGCAGAGUUUCACCAUCACGAUAAUGUUAACAACCACUAUCAAGCUAACCGUGCACAUCCUGAUUCUCGGAAAAGAAAACAUUAUAAUUAAACACGACAGCACACAGCGGACUUAUUUUGACCUCAAGAGCUGCUUGUACAAUCUCUCUGUACUUGCUCAAACACAUGAGGAAAACAUGUCCAGACCGUUUAAUCAAAUCUAAACCAGGGCUGGAUAUAAAUCUGUGUAUCAUUUGUUCAUUCGUUUUUCAAUAUAAAACCAGAAAUAAGAAAACGAAAAAAACAACAAUUUUCUUCAUUAUUUGUCUCCAAAACUAAAAUGAAACUAGAAAAGCACUCAGAGAGCACAGACCUCCGCCAAGGACUACAGUCCCCCUCAUAUUAAUUGUGUUUUCCAUAAAUAUUUGUCUCGUAUCUUUCAAUUUGGAAUAUGAAAGAGGAUCCCACUGUCCAUCCCUGAGUCAAAUUUCAUGGGGUUUGGUCAAUAAUUAACCGAGAUAUUGAGAAACAAGAUUUUGGCCCCAUUUACCACAAUGUUAACUAAAAUUUCAAAGUGAGCCAGAAUCCAGGAUUUCUUCCGGAUCACCCCCAAAAUGAAAUCAGUUCUUCCUUUUCACAUUUCCAACAAAUCCUGAAAAUUUCAUCAAAAUCGGUCCAUAACUUUUUGAGUUAUGUUAACAGCAAACAACAAACAAACAAACAAACAAACAGACAAACAAACAAACAGACAAACAAACAAACAAACAAACAGACAAACGCCGGCAAAAACAUAACCUCCUUGGUGGAGGUAAAUAUGGAUAACAAUUUUCAUUUUUUGAUUUUGUGUUUAAAUGAAUAAUGGAAAAAAUGGAUAAAGGCCAUUUCCCGUUUCCGUGACUUAAACUGAGAUUUUGGACUGAACCAGGACUGAAAUAGGUCUAAACCAGCUCUAAACCAGCUCUAAACCAGCUCUAAACCGGUCUCAGUCCUAGUCUCAAUCCCGGUCCUGGUCCAGUCCCGUCUCAGUCCUAAACUAGGACUAAACCAGGACUAAACCAGAACUGAAACAGGACUGAACCAGGAGUGUCUGGACUGUCGGGUGAUCAGGAAACCGGGACCAAACUUGGACCAGACCGGGACUCAGACCGAGACCAAACCGAGACUUGUUUUAGUCUUGGUUCAGUCCUGUUUUAGACCUGGUUCUGUCCUGUUUUAGUCCUAUUUUAGUCCUGUUUU
This is a messenger RNA of Boleophthalmus pectinirostris (great blue-spotted mudskipper), 5518 nucleotides long. It is a transcript of the gene slc16a3a, whose product is annotated as solute carrier family 16 member 3a. Gene Ontology annotation, molecular function: monocarboxylic acid transmembrane transporter activity. Lineage: Eukaryota; Metazoa; Chordata; Actinopteri; Gobiiformes; Gobiidae. The transcript is spliced from 7 exons. The coding region runs from base 303 to 1823 and encodes 506 amino acids. The record is from RefSeq and is a predicted model, not a curated record. Gene Ontology annotation, cellular component: membrane. Gene Ontology annotation, biological process: monocarboxylic acid transport; transmembrane transport.